Spirodela intermedia is the source of this 1332-nucleotide messenger RNA. NCBI's taxonomy places the organism in Eukaryota, Viridiplantae, Streptophyta, Magnoliopsida, Alismatales, Araceae. The record is from the annotation of a GenBank genome assembly.
AUGAAGGCGUUGCCGGCGGACGACCCGCGGAGCUUCGCCCAGCAGGCCAACGUGCACUGCGCCUACUGCGACGGCGCCUACGACCAGGUGGGGUUCCCCGAUCUGGAGCUGCAGGUCCACAACUCAUGGCUCUUCUUCCCCUUCCACCGCUUCUACCUCCACUUCCACGAGAGGAUCCUCGGGAAGCUCAUCGGCGACGACAGCUUCGCCCUGCCUUUCUGGAACUAGGACGCCCCCGCCGGCAUGACCCUGCCGCGGAUCUUCACCGACCCCAGCUCCUCUCUCUACGACCCCCUCCGCAACCCCGCCCACCAACCGCCGGAGGUGCUCGACAUGGACUUGGGCGACGCCGCCCCCACCCCGCAGCGGCAGAUCGACCUCAACCUGUCUAUCAUGUACAGGCAGAUGGUCUCCAACGCAAAGACCGCCCCUUUGUUCAUGGGCCUGCCCUACCGCGCCGGCGACAAUUACAACCCCGGGGCCGGGUCCAUGGAGAACUCGCCCCACGGCCCCGUCCACGUCUGGGUUGGCGACCCCAAGCAGCCCAACGGCGAGAACAUGGGCGUCUUCUACGCCGCCGCCAGGGAUCCCGUCUUCUACUCCCACCACGCAAACGUCGACCGGAUGUGGCAGGUGUGGAAGAAGCUGAGCCCGAGGAACGUCGACUUCGCCGACCGGGACUGGCUGGAUACGUCCUUCCUCUUCUACGACGAGGACGGCCGGCUGGUGAGGGUGAAGGUGAAGGACUGCCUCGAACCCGAGAUGCUGGGGUUCACCUACCAGGAAGUAAACCUCCCGUGGCUCAGCAAGCGCGCCACGCCCCGCGCCACCCCCGCGGCGGAGUCGUCUUCCAUUUCUUCCCCGCCCCCCUCGAAGAAAAAGAGGAGGGCGAAGCUGCUGAAAUCCGCGGGGGGGGCGGCGACUUUCCCGCUGACGCUGUCGUCAGUGGCGUGCAUCACAGUGAAGCGGCCCAAGGUCUCCCGGCGCCAAGCCGACAAGGACAAGGAGGAGGAGAUCCUCGUGGUGGAUGGGAUCGAAUUCGACCGCACAAACUGCGUUAAGUUCGACGUCUACGUCGACGACACCGACGCCGGCGAAGUCAAGCCCGACGACAGCGAGUUCGCCAGCAGUUUCUUCAACGUGUCGCACGGAAGAGGCCACAAGAAGAAGGGGAAGAUGGAAACGAUGACGACCACCCUGCGGCUGGGGAUCACCGACCUGCUGGAGGACCUCAAGCUCGACGACGACGACGAGAUCCUCGUCACCCUCAUCCCCCGCAAGGGCAGGGGGAAGGUCAAGAUCGGAGGGGUCCGCAUAGAGCUCUCAUCCUGA